AUGUCUCUCGCCACCCUUGACACUGCCCAGCAUCCCAGCCUCCCAUCCGCGUCGGAGACCCUGUUCAAGGCCAAAGCCGCCAAGAAACUGAGCUUCGAGCAAAUUGCCCAGCACAUUGGCCGCAAUGAAGUGGCUACCGCCGCCAUCUUCUAUGGCCAGGCCAAGGCUUCCCCCGAAGACAUUGAGAAACUCUCAGGACUCCUGACCAUUCCAUAUGAUGCUCUGGAAGAAAGGCUUAGUGGCUUCCCCGACCGUGGUCGCAGCGUUGAGAUGCCUCCCAAGGAGCCGUUGAUUUACCGGUUGUACGAGAUUGUGCAGAACUAUGGAUACGCGUACAAGGCGGUGCUGAAUGAGAAGUUCGGAGAUGGUAUCAUGAGCGCUAUCUCUUUCUCUACCAAGGUUGAGAAGGAGACGGAUGCGGAUGGAAAUAACUGGGCUGUGAUUACCCUGCGUGGCAAGUGGCUGCCGUUCUCGCGGUUCUAG
Messenger RNA from Aspergillus niger, 483 nucleotides. RefSeq lists its product as uncharacterized. The transcript is spliced from 3 exons. Lineage: Eukaryota; Fungi; Ascomycota; Eurotiomycetes; Eurotiales; Aspergillaceae. The record is from RefSeq and is a predicted model, not a curated record. Gene Ontology annotation, molecular function: cyanate hydratase activity; DNA binding. Bases 1 to 483 code for a protein of 160 amino acids.